Staurois parvus is the source of this 231-nucleotide messenger RNA. Lineage: Eukaryota; Metazoa; Chordata; Amphibia; Anura; Ranidae. The record is from the annotation of a GenBank genome assembly.
AAGCAUCCGUCCGGACUGGAAGAGGGGACUGAAAGCGUCCGGACUGGAAGGGGGGAAAGUGUCCGGACUGGAAGGGGGGGUGAAAGCGUCUGGACUGGAAGGGGGGGAAAGUGUCCGGACUGGAAGGGGGUGAAAGUGUCCGGACUGGAAGGGGGGGAAAAGUGUCCGGACUGGAAGGGGGGAAAGUGUCCGGACUGGAAAGGGGGGAAAGUGUCCGGACUGGAAGGGGGG